This is a messenger RNA of Pectinophora gossypiella (pink bollworm), 3294 nucleotides long. RefSeq names its product apyrase-like. Gene Ontology annotation, cellular component: plasma membrane. Gene Ontology annotation, biological process: AMP catabolic process. The coding region runs from base 207 to 1835 and encodes 542 amino acids. Lineage: Eukaryota; Metazoa; Arthropoda; Insecta; Lepidoptera; Gelechiidae. The transcript is spliced from 11 exons. The record is from RefSeq and is a predicted model, not a curated record. Gene Ontology annotation, molecular function: 5'-nucleotidase activity.
CGCACGGAGGCUUGACCGUUCGCGUUAUUUUUUUUUAAUCUAUUUUAUUUACGGACUUUUAUUUUGAGUGACUAUGCCUAAUCGUCAUUUUAGUCACUUUAAUAAUCACGUGACCAUUCGGCAGUGACGCGAAACUAGGAACAGUUCCAAAUUUAAAAUAGAUUUCUCUUUAGUCGGUUUUUAGUUUUGUAUUUAGUUAGUCCACGAUGUAUUUCUUAGUCGGUUUCUUGUUUUUGUGCAAUGUUAGUGUUUUGGAUUUUGUGUUUGGUGCAGUGAUAAAUAAUAAUGAUUUGUUUAGAUUAGAUAUUGUGCAUUACAAUGACUUUCAUGAUAGAUUCGAAGAAACAUCAGUGCCGUAUCCAGUAUGCAAGACGAACGACAGCAACUGCCUCGGAGGCUUCCCGCGGCUCUACCACGAGGUGAUGGUGCUGAUGAAAGAGAAGCCAGAUGCCCUCCUCCUGAACGCCGGAGACACCUUCCAGGGGACCUACUGGUACACCCUUCUCAAGUGGAACCUCACGCAGCAUUUCAUUAACAUGCUGCCAAAUGACGCUCAUGCUAUAGGCAAUCAUGAGUUCGACGAUGGAAUAGCGGGCUUAGCACCGUACCUUGCCGCACUGAAAGCACCAGUGGUCGCUGCCAACAUAGAUUCUAGCAAAGAACCAGCUCUACAUGGUUUAUACAAACCACAUGUCAUAUUAGAACGCAGAGGAAGAAAGAUUGGUAUUAUUGGUCUUAUUACUCCGGAAACCAUGGAUUCGUCAAAUCCUCAGGGAGUAACUUUCUCAGACCCAAUUGAGAGUGUGAAGAAAGAGGCUCAGAUAUUGACAGAGAAAGGAGUUGAUAUCAUCAUAGUAUUAUCACACUGCGGACUCAAUGUCGAUAUAGAAAUGGCAAAAGAAGUUGGCGAGAAUAUAGACAUAAUAGUUGGUGGCCAUUCGCAUAGUUUGUUGUGGAAUGGGACCUCGCCGAGCCAUGAGAAGAUUUCGGGGCCCUAUCCCGUGACUGUUGCAACUAAGAGUCACCCUCAACAUAAGGUCUUGGUAGUGACGGCAUCAGCCAUGUCCAAGUACUUGGGGAACCUUACUGCCUACUUCGACAGGGAUGGAGAACUACAGUCGUUUGAUGGAAGCCCAGUUUUCCUCAAUAGAUCUAUUCCUGAAGAUCCCCAUAUCAAACAGCUGCUGGAGCCGUACAAGCAGAAGCUGUACACGAUGGUUCGCGAGCUGGUCGGCUACAGCGGCGACGACCUGCGGGCUGAGCCGUGCGGCUCGCGGGAGUGCGCUGUAGGCGAUCUCGCUACCGACGCCAUUUUGAAUGCUACAUUGGAAAGAUAUGAAACAAAUCUACCGUCAGUAGCUUUCCUAACAAGAAACAUGAUUAGGGGAUCAUUACCCAAAGGAGAUGUGACCCGAGGAAGUGUGAUCAACGUUCUACCGUUCACCAACAAAGUGGUGACCUUCGUGCUCCAGGGACGGCACCUGGUGGAAGCCUUCGAGAACUGCUUCACCAACUAUUGGUCCUUUAAGCCGUUCAACGGACCUUUUUUGUUGCAAAUUGCUGGUAUGAAGGUGACCUUAAACAGCACGGCAGGCCAGGUGGUGUCGGCGGCGGUGAGGGUCGGAGAUGGGUAUGAGCCCCUUGACCCAGAUCAAGAUUACCAGGUCACUUCUGUCAGGUUCCUGCUCAAAGGCGGCAACGGAUUUUCGAUGCUCAAGAAUUAUUCGAGGGAUGUCAGAGCGGUUGGUGUCGAUGCUGAUCUGGUUGAAGAGUAUAUUAGGAAGGUCACUCCGUUGUCGGAUAAACUGGACAACAGACUUACUAUUGUAAAUUAGUUAUUUAAUAGUCUAAGGGAUUAAGGCCGGAAAUGAUGGCCAGCUAAAUGUCCAACAAGUUACGCGAAGAAAAGGGGCGUAAAGACAAAAUAGAUAACGCGUUCAUAGCCUUGUUCGGAGAAUACAGCCACGAGCAAUAUAAUGUACCCACUUUAGGACUCUGUCGCACUAACAUAUUUUUGACAUUUAGUGAGACUUACAGUUCAAUUUGUCAAAAAAGUUAAUGUGAUAUGGUACCAAAUUAAUGCUCGUGACCGUACAUGUAUUCGAACCCCGGGUCGGGCUUUAAACCACUGAAUUUAUUAAUUUGAAUUCAUGUUAGGAUCAUUGAUAAUUAGUAUCACGUGGUUUCCAGGAUUUGUGCCCGGUUAAUGGCAAACGAGAUUAUUAUUUUGGGUUGUGUGUUAAGUCGCACACUUUAUCUACUUAUAAUAAAUAAUAAAUAAUAAAUAAUAAAAAUGUUUAUUUCUCCACUUAAAACACAAAACAAAACAAAAAAUUUUCUUAGUUGGCUAACAUUGUGAUACAAGUGUAUUUUAAGGGAGCUGGUGCUUGUAAAAGGAUUUCCCUUGUACUACAGGUCACCAGGCCCCAACCCUUGGUAACUAUUUAAUAUAUAUAUAUUAAUAUAAAUAAUAUUUAAUAUAUUCUAAUGUGUUACUAAGUAGCUACAAAUAUUAGAGAAAUGUAUAAUUAUAUAAUCCAAAAAAUAUAUCAAAAAAAAAAAACAGAAAUAAAGGAAGAAAUUAAAUAAGGGAAAAACUGACAGGAACCUUCGAGAUACGCAAGUGUGUGUGUGUGUGUGUGUGUGUGUGAGAGAGAGAAUGUGUGUGUGUGUGUGUGUGUGUGUUCUUCUGGGCUAUUAUUGCUGGUACCCAACAGAUAGCCGUCACCCGCCAUCCACUUCUAGAACAGGCAAAGACAAGUAUCUGUCUCGCGGGCGAGUUUACUGUUUUUAUAACUGUACAAACAACUCUCCUGAAUAGUUUAAUUAAUCUGGACCAGUUUAGUAUGAACGAAGAAUGAAGGAGUCAGAUAGCAUGUGGGCGACUUGGCACCUAACAAAUGUUUAUUUUUUUAUUUGAACCACUAUUUGCCCCCGCGGCACAGCAACCGCGCCGCGCGCUGUUCGAAUUACAACGAGGGAUUCGACUUAUAUUAUAUACUUAUCUGCGUAGAUAAAAUUCGCUGCGUCAAUUAUUGGCGUUGCCGUCGAUAUAAUUCGCCCCGCGCGCGGUACGGUUGCUGUGCCGCGGGGGCAGAUAGAGUUAGCGUAAACUAGAAACAGCGGCUAUUAACAUUACCAAGUAUUUAAUAUAAACUAGUUAAUUAUAUUUCAUCCUAAGAAAUUUUAUUUCCACUAUGUGAUAUUAAAGUAUACAAUGCAAUAGUAUUGAGUACAAAACUGUAUUUUUAUAUUAAUUUGCUAUACUUAAUAAACUUUUUUUGGGUUUAAGUA